Molecule: messenger RNA, 3197 nt
Organism: Dreissena polymorpha
Lineage: Eukaryota; Metazoa; Mollusca; Bivalvia; Myida; Dreissenidae
Product: F-box only protein 43-like
Exons: 5
Coding region: 154-1389 (411 amino acids)
Biological process (GO): regulation of mitotic nuclear division; negative regulation of meiotic nuclear division
Cellular component (GO): nucleus
Molecular function (GO): protein binding
Source: RefSeq, a predicted model, not a curated record
AAUCGAUUAACCAGACAAAAAAAGAAAGCGCGCUUUGUGAAUGUAAGGAUCAAUUUCAUUGGUCGAACAAAUAAGCGCAAUCGUUCAAAUGUACACAAACACACCGAUAUUGACAGAUAAAAGAUUUUAGAAAAAAAACCUGAAAGACAAGAAAUGGAUGAGUUUUUGCAGGGACCAAUACAGCGGCUCCCGCCACCGGCUGAUCUAGCCAAGUCCAGGACUUUCAGCACCAGUACCCCUUUCAUAGGCAACUUGAAUGUUCUGAAGGGACGUGGACUUUUUAGUACAACAGACGACAGUGGUUUGGGAAACUCCCCAUCUUUGACUGAACUCUCAAUUUGCACUCCAUUUCAAAGUGGGCAGCCAACAGUAUCUGUGUCUAUAUGUGUUACUCCAACUAAAGACCUCUCAUUUGCUCCAUUCCAUGCUAGCAAUACAUCAGUUCACUCAAGUGGCUUGGGCUAUUCAUCGACCAGAAGUGUUUUUACACGAAGGAGCCUUGACUCUGCAUGUUCUGUAAGCAGUGAAACCAGAGUAUUUUCUACUAGAUCUGAUUCAUUGAAUUCUAGUCACAAGGAACUUUCGCGAUCCUUAGUAAGAAGACUAGACUUGGACAUAGACAUUUAUGAUUACAGCAACAAAGGUGCAGAAUCUGCGAACAUCUUGAAAAACCCAGUAUUACCGAAAAGAAGUGAAACUGUUUUGGCUAGCUGCUUUGAAGACGCGUUGAAGAAGUUUUCCCCAGAGCAAUCUGAUCGAUUGAUUGGAAGGAAAAUAGGACUAGCAUCAGUGGAUAUAAUCUUUGAGUUGUCUCAGAGAAAUAUUGCAUGCUUGUCCACCAUUUUGACAUUUCUACACCCACAGGACUUGUGCAGCAUGUGCAGCGUGAGUCGCUCCUGGAAAGAUGUGGUUCUUAAAGACUGCAGGGCGAACACACGUAGACGGAAGUUGAUCAAGCAGCAUCGUGUCCGACUGCAGGAGAUGGGAAAGGAGAAUGUGGGCAAGAGACCAGCGAUGCGCUCCAUGUCACGUGAUGGCACUGCCCCCUUGCAGAGACUUCCAGGCAAUCAGCUGACCACAGGUGAACCACCCACUCCUGGUGGGAUACGGGGAGAGAAAACACUUGCUCAACAGUUUAUUGAGGUUGGAUCCCAGCUGACGAAUGAAGAGAAGCUUCAGAAGUGCCCGCAAUGUCGCAAACCGGCCAAGUGCCUCCCCAUUCAAGAGCGUGGCAUUUGUCAGAAUCCGGACUGUCUCUACGACUUCUGUACAAAGUGUUCCUACAAGUUCCAUGGCUCGAAAGAGUGCGUCCCAAUUAUCACCAAGAACUCGGAGAAAACAUCUACCAUCGGAACAAAAAAGAGCAAGAACAAUCUGAAGAGACUUUGAAUGAUUAACUGGUUUUUGUUGGCAUUCAUUUGUAUCAGUGCCUUUUUGCCAUUGCUGAAGGUAUUUAUGUACAAGGCAAUCAUGGUUCAAGAAAAAGGUCGAUUCCUGAUCUCUGAAACUGUUGGUUACUUUGCCAUGGUGACAUGGUGUCCUUUGUAUGCAGGAAAGAAGGAUUGCUGGAUGUAAGGAUCAAUCAAAAUAUCUGAUGAAACUCAGAAUCACGAGUAACUGCACUUCAGCUUGAUGAACUUAAUGUUGUUCAGUUUCAUUUUAAUAUGAAAAGUAUACCUUAUAAAUAGGCUGAUUAAAAUCUGGUUCUGCUUGUAAUACAAGUCUCAAAAGCCAUGAUAUUUGACUGGGUUGUGUUGCAAUUUAAAGAUAGUUGCUAAUACAUAUUGUAUAUUCCCACGGUCCCACCGGUACAUGUCUAUCAUGCAAACUGAUUUUCAAAGUCACCAAAUGUCUACCAAGUACAGACAGACAUUUUUCUGACCAGUCCUGCAAAUGUGUACAAUAUAUGGAGUUUGUACACUUCCAAUCUGUUUUAUGGUCUAGUGAAAGAGUUGUGUACAUUUGUACUGUGCACUGUGUUUAAUCCUUGUACAUAGAGUUGGAAGGGCUUAUAUGUACUUUUUUAAGGUACCAUAAUCAUAGUAUUUUGGUAGAUGAUGUUGGAAUAACAUCUUUAAACUGUUUCAUAUUUUAUUGAUAUUUUAAGUACAGAAACCUUUUAAUGUGGUAUUUACAUUGGCUUGCUCGAAAAAGUUUUAAUACAGAUCUGGUUUUUGAAUGAUGAAGUUCAUUUUAAACUGUUAACCCACAUACUAUGCAUGUACUUUGUAUAAAUCUUCGAUCUCAAAUUUGUUUUUUAUCUUUGCUCAGUUGAUUGAUGGGGACAUUGAUAAAAUCAGGUUGCUUUGCAUUUUCAAGAUUAUUCAUGUUUGAGUUCAUUAACAUUCAAAUGUUUUGUCUGACAAUCCCUAUGUGCCUUGGUUUAAAUUCUAAAUUGUUAAAAGUUUCAACUUUCAGGGCCCGAGGCCUUAUUGAUAGUAACCUACUGGUAUGUAGUGUUUAUGUAUUGCAAUGUGUUCAAAGUUUGUAUUAAAUGAUCUCAAUUGUAUGUAUUAAACAUAUACACUUUUUGCAUGUCAAUCUAGUCACAGUACAUGUGGAGCAGAUUUUAAAUGAUCGCAUUUAAUUAUCCGCCGCCAUAGGCGGAGGGAUAUUGUUUGGCGUUGUCCGUCCGUCCGUCUUUCCAUCCGACCGGCACUUUUGUGUCCGGAGCCAUAUCUUGGAAGUGCCUAGGCAGAUUUCAAUGAAACUUGGUAUGAGUAUAUAUAUAUAUGGAUAAGAGGAUGAUGCAUGCCAAAUGGCAUUGUACACCAUUGGAUAAUAAAGGAGUUAUGGCCCUUUGUAUCUUGAAAAAAUGCUUUUUUUAAGUGUCCAAUAUAACACUUUUGUGUCCAGAAGCAUAUUGGCGGGGGAUAUCAAUUCAAAGAAUUUGCUUGUAAACAAUAUUUUUGAGCUAUGCCUAUAUGUAUGAGCAUUAAGUUCAUAGUUCAAGUUCUUCUUUCUUUGUAACAUUUUUCAGAUCAAUUGAAAAGUGGAUAUGAUAUGUAACUGUUUGAUGAAGUGUGAGGCUGUAUGUAAAGUUAUUUAUUGUUCAAUAUGCAUGGUUUGAAUGUAAUUAACAAAAUUCCUUACAAUGCCACUGAAUAUUUUUAUAAUAUGUUUUAUUAUCUUGAUCUACAUUUUAUAUUUUUGUGUUGUUUACAGAUUAAUUUAUGAAUAAAUUAUGCAAUAUUGAA